CUUGACAGUUGACUUCCUUUUUUUACGACAAACAAUGUGUGAGAACGUCUGAACUAUUAGAAACAUUAAAUUUCAUCAAAAUGAUUGAAAAUGAUGAUUUUAAUAUUAAUUAUGAAAAAUCGUUACAAUACUGGGCAGAUAUUCCUCCUACCGUCGAUGGUGUUUUAGGAGGCUUUGGGUUCAUUUCAAGUGCAGAUAUAGAAGGAUCAGAAAUGUUCCUAAAAACUCUACUUACUUCUAAUACUCCUCCUUCUACAAACACAGCGCUUGAUUGUGGUGCAGGUAUUGGCAGAAUAACUAAACAGUUAUUAAUCCCACAUUUUAAAACUGUUGAUGUUGUAGAACCUGAUGAAAAGUUCAUCAACGCUAUUAAAGAGUAUGUAGGCGAACAUCAAUCUAAAUUGGGCACAUUAUUUAAGGUUAGCCUUCAAGAGUUCAAACCUGUAAGAAAAUAUGAUGUUAUUUGGAAUCAAUGGGUAUUGGGGUACCUCACAGAUGAUGAUUUGGAGGCUUACCUUAUUAGAUGCAGGGAUUCCCUUUCUGAAAAUGGUAUUAUAGUAGUAAAAGAAAAUGUUACUUCAUCAGGAAGAAGUGAAAAGGAUACUACAGAUUCAUCUGUGACUCGAUCUUUCAAACAGUAUAUUAAAAUAUUCAAAAAGUGUCUUUUAAAAAGAAUUAAGCAAUGUAAACAAGCAAAUUUUCCUAAUGGUAUCUAUCCUGUGUAUAUGUUUGCUCUGGUACCAAAUUACAAGGAUAUUGAAAAAACAAACAAAGGUAACUGUGCACUUAACUCAUGAUAAUUCAGAAAAUAAUUAAAAAACAAUUUACAA
Molecule: messenger RNA, 830 nt
Organism: Trichoplusia ni (cabbage looper)
Lineage: Eukaryota; Metazoa; Arthropoda; Insecta; Lepidoptera; Noctuidae
Product: N-terminal Xaa-Pro-Lys N-methyltransferase 1-B-like
Exons: 2
Coding region: 81-797 (238 amino acids)
Biological process (GO): rRNA modification; N-terminal protein amino acid methylation
Cellular component (GO): cytoplasm
Molecular function (GO): N-terminal protein N-methyltransferase activity; rRNA (adenine-N6,N6-)-dimethyltransferase activity
Source: RefSeq, a predicted model, not a curated record